AGCUCAAUAAAAUUGUUGAAUGUAAUUAUUACUUACUUUCAAAAUCCGUACCUGCCGAAGCAUCACACCGCUUUUACUUUACUUUUGGAAGUUUUUACUUCCGAGAAUUUUGUGAUGAAAAGAUGUAACGAGAGUCAAGUCCCGACUAUCAAUCGAUAAUUAAAAAAAGUGUAACCAUCGAUAGUGUCUAUAGUGCUAUCGAUAGUUUGACAGCCCUAUUGUUUUUGUGUCACCCAAUACUUGAUGUGACAAAUUGAUUUCCAUGAGCUUACGACUUAUUUCUUCGAGAUUCGGAUUGGACCCUUUAGCAGGGAUCAGGAAAAAUCAAAAAUUUUCUAACCCCUUAUAUAGGAAACUCUUUUUAUCUGAUCCAAUUUGGUCUUUUAGUGCACGUACCGCGCGUUGUCUUCGACCUAAGUACGAAAUGGAUACAGUGUACCUCCGUCGUAGUGGUGACAGCCAGGAGCUUCACAUAAACUUUCGAUAUACCAAUCAAGAAUUGCGAGUGGAUAGAGAUUUUAACUUUUGUCGUAAAAUAAACGAAAACAUAGAGGACGCGUUGAUCCGCAUACGAAAUAAUUUAGAAAAAGUACUGAAUAAAGGAGCCAAAAAGAGCAAGAAAAAAUCGCUGUCGGAUUUAAAGGACCUAUCGGGUUAUAGCUUAGAUGAGAUUCCUGUAGAAAUACUGCGAUCCGACCUCAAUAAAAGAGUAGAAAACAUGACUUUUGCAAAGCUCUUGGAUGAAAAAUUGAGCGACUUAAAACUUCGCAUAAUAGAUAAACAUUUUCAGAUAGUAUAUAACAUGCCGUGGGUAGUAAAUUUAACCUUACCUAUAAAUAUAAUGGCAGGCUUCAGGGUCUAUCCGAGCAAAGUUGAAUUGCAGUUUUCUGACCGAAACCAUAGCAUUGGAAAAUGGUAUAAAGCAAAAAAGCCAACAAGUGGAGACCUCGAGAGAGGAGCUGAUUGGAAGCAUUGCGGCGAUGGCUUUCACUAUGAUAGCACCAAUAACGAUAUAGGACACUUUCUAAAAUUCAAGCUAACACCUGGAAAUGAAGUAGGUGAACUUGGUCCGACUGUUGAGCAAAUCACUAAAAAUGAAAUACAAGCUGGUCCUGGAAAGUGCCCCUUUGAAACAAGGCACUGUUUCACCAAAUCCAAACUGAGCGACGAUUCUUUUCGAAUUGUGUCGUAUAACAUUCUCGCUGAUUUAUAUGCGGACAGUGACUACACUCGUACGCAUCUUUUCCCUUACUGUCCACCAUAUGCAUUGAAAAUUGAAUACCGCAAGCAAUUAGUUUUAAAAGAAAUAAUUGGUUACAAUGCGGACAUAAUUUGUUUACAGGAGGUUGAUUUGAAAAUAUUCGAUUUGGAUCUGACACCUAUUUUGGGUUCUGACGAACUGGAAUAUGAUGGCAUGAUCGCUCAAAAAGGAACUUGUGGAGAGGGUGUUGCGACGUUUUAUCGAAAGUCUCGAUUCGAUUUACAUAGUAAAUAUGAGAUUAAUAUUGGAGAAGCGAUACGCAAUAUCCCGCAGUUUCAAAUAUUGUAUGGUAAGAUCAAAGACAAUGAGAAGCUCUUGGAUCGUAUUUGUGAUAGAUCCACAACCCUCCUGAUUACUGUGUUGAAAUGUAAAGCUAAUGGGCGGUAUUUGCUAGUGGCAAAUACUCACCUAUAUUUUCAUCCGGAUGCGGAUCACAUACGACUUUUACAAAUGGGUUUUGCAAUGACUUACAUCAGCCACGUAUAUGAGGACCUCGCAACGAAACUUAAUUUGUCUAACAAGAAUGAGUUAUCAUUGAUCUUUUGUGGCGAUUUCAAUAGCGUCCCGGAAUGUGGGAUUUACAAAUUAAUGAUAGAAGGGACUGUAGGAAGAGAUUGUGCAGACUGGUCAAGCAAUACUGAAGAAGCGGUUCAAAAUGUUACCCUUUCGCAACCAUUUAAUAUGAAAUCCGCUUGUGGGACGCCUUCAUAUACAAACUAUACACACGCAUUUGCAGCGUGCCUGGAUUAUAUAUUUUACCAAAGUAACUGCCUGGAAGUUGAGCAGGUGGUUCCCCUGCCUACAGAAGAUGAGUUACAAUGUCAUACAGCAAUACCGUCGGUUGUUUUUCCCUCAGACCAUGUGGCGUUGGUCGCUGAUAUAAAGUUUAAGAGCAUUUAGUAAAUUUUAAAGUCUAACAAAUAACGCCAGUAAACGCUUUCUAGAAAGUUGUUGUCAAUAAACAGAGUAUCCGAAGUUUAAUUUUUUCAUUAUGUAAGAUAAAAGCAAAUAUCUGCAAUGAAU
Messenger RNA from Rhagoletis zephyria (snowberry fruit fly), 2284 nucleotides. RefSeq names its product 2',5'-phosphodiesterase 12. Gene Ontology annotation, molecular function: 3'-5'-RNA exonuclease activity. Lineage: Eukaryota; Metazoa; Arthropoda; Insecta; Diptera; Tephritidae. The record is from RefSeq and is a predicted model, not a curated record. Gene Ontology annotation, cellular component: mitochondrion. Gene Ontology annotation, biological process: nuclear-transcribed mRNA catabolic process, deadenylation-dependent decay.